AUGAAACCGAUUGUGGUUUUAUUUCUUUUGCGGAUUAUUUUCGUCACACUUGUACAAGCUGACGAGCUUGAAAGUGUACAUCCGACCCAGGCUCCUCCAUUUAAUCCAAACGUGGAUAAUUUCACAUUGGCCGGAUUGACCAGGAAGGAAUGGGAAGGUCCAUAUUACCAGGAGGCGCUUCUAGGAAGCAUGAUCUAUUUGCCCUGUGCGUUGACACCCCGUGUUAUGCAACGACUGUAUAAAAUGCGCAAAUUAGCUUCCACUGAAAAAUACUAUUGGUCCUUGCUAUGGGUUCAUCAAAAUUGGGAAAUGGUUAUAGAUCCGUGGGUGGGAGAUGGACGGCGAGGUUACAACCGAAUGCCAGUAAUUCCCUACUGGAAAACUGACUUGAGCGUGCCCUUGGAAGAGGCUCGACUGAUGAUUCGCGAUGCGAAACCCAGUGACAACGGAGUGUACGCCUGUGUGGUAGCUAUGUAUCCGCCGGAACAGGGUUUGGCCCCAGUUGUUUUAAGCCAAGCGGAACUGGUCAGUGUCCACUUUUUACGUAUUAAAUCAGGUCGGACGCCUGCCAGCGAGUGCCGACAACCGAGAUAUGCGGACAGUGUACAUUGCCAGACUGGUUUCGAGGAUUGGACAGAGCAUGUUUACUAUCCGACCGGGAUCAACAAAGGUGACAUCAUAUUUCAAGGUAAGUUUCAAACCUAA
Echinostoma caproni is the source of this 705-nucleotide messenger RNA. The record is from the annotation of a GenBank genome assembly. Lineage: Eukaryota; Metazoa; Platyhelminthes; Trematoda; Plagiorchiida; Echinostomatidae.